Molecule: messenger RNA, 9282 nt
Organism: Myxocyprinus asiaticus (Chinese sucker)
Lineage: Eukaryota; Metazoa; Chordata; Actinopteri; Cypriniformes; Catostomidae
Product: protein-methionine sulfoxide oxidase mical3a-like
Molecular function (GO): protein binding; FAD binding
Source: RefSeq, a predicted model, not a curated record
UAACUGCCAUUCUCCCCAAAGGAAAUACAGCAAAACGUAUUACAAAAAGACUGAAGACCAUUCUGUGUUGUUUUACGGAUAUUCUAAUGUGAUACGUGACUGUUUAGUAGUAAGAGAGGCGUUUCCACGCUGGAUUUGUGUUCCCUCCCCCUCUUCUCUGUGACAGUGUGGGAUACUCCGUCUCUGCAGUCUGAACGUGAUGAACCGGCAUGGACGCCUGCGGAUUCCGCUAGUGUUCGUGCGUUUCGUUUGAAAUGUUUCGCGCUGUUUGGGAUUUUGAAAAAAGACCUCAAGACUGACAAAUGCAAGAAUACAUGAUGUCAUCGCCUUGAAAGUAAUUCUGGGAGCGUCCUUUGGCGUGUUCGUGUUUAAUAUAGGAUUCACGAAGUAAAGGGAGAAAAUGACCUACGCUGGCAGUUGAAUCUCAAACACACAGACUCCGAGUGAGCUGGACGUGGGCCGUCCCGUAAUCCCCGCACGUCGGGUACAGGGACUAUGGGUGAUGGGGGCGUCGGUGUGGGGGUGAAUCAGUCCCAUGUGCUGUUUGACCGCUUCGUCCAGGCCACCACCUGCAAAGGCACUCUCAAGGCUUUUCAAGAUCUUUGUGACUUCCUGGAACUCAAGCCCAAUGAAUACCGCGUGUUCUACCACAAACUUAAGUCAAAGCUCAACUACUGGAAAGCCAAAGCUCUCUGGGCCAAGUUAGAUAAGCGCGCCAGCCACAAAGAAUACAAAAAAGGAAGAGCCUGUGCCAAUACUAAGUGUCUGAUCAUCGGAGCUGGGCCAUGUGGUUUACGUACCGCCAUAGAGCUGGGCUUCUUGGGAGCCAAGGUUGUUUUGCUGGAGAAAAGGGACGCGUUUUCCCGAAACAACGUGCUCCACCUUUGGCCUUUCACUAUUCAGGAUCUGAGGGGUCUCGGAGCCAAAAAGUUCUAUGGCAAGUUCUGCGCUGGAGCCAUCGACCAUAUCAGUAUUCGACAGUUGCAGCUGAUGCUUUUGAAGGUUGCUCUUCUCCUUGGCAUUGAGAUUCACGUCAAUGUGGAAUUCAAAGGCCUCAUUGAGCCACCAGAAGACCAAGAGAAUGAGAGAAUUGGGUGGAGAGCUGAUGUUCACCCCAAAACACAUCCAGUUAAUGAGCUGGAGUUUGAUGUCAUCAUCGGAGCUGAUGGGAGGAGAAACACACUGUCAGGGUUCAGGAGGAAGGAGUUCAGGGGCAAACUGGCUAUUGCUAUUACAGCCAACUUCAUCAACCGCAAUACGACUGCAGAAGCAAAGGUGGAGGAGAUCAGUGGAGUCGCCUUCAUCUUCAACCAGAAGUUCUUUCAGGACCUCAGAGAAGCCACAGGGAUUGACCUUGAAAACAUCGUCUACUACAAGGAUGACACACACUACUUUGUAAUGACUGCCAAAAAGCAAAGCCUGCUGGAGAAAGGUGUCAUUCUGCAUGACUACACAGACACAGAGAUGCUGCUCUCCAGGGCAAAUGUUGACCAGAAGGCUCUGCUCUCCUACGCCAGAGAGGCGGCCGAUUUCUCCACCAACCACCAGCUUCCUACGCUGGACUUUGCCAUCAACCACUACGGCCAACCUGACGUCGCCAUGUUUGACUUCACCUGCAUGUACGCCUCAGAAAAUGCCGCACUGGUCCGCCAGUGCAAUGGGCAUAAGCUGCUGGUGGCGUUGGUGGGAGACAGUCUUCUAGAGCCAUUCUGGCCAAUGGGCACUGGAAUAGCGAGAGGAUUCUUGGCAGGGAUGGAUGCAGCGUGGAUGGUGCGGAGUUGGGCUCAGGGAAACUCUUCUUUAGAAGUGCUGGCCGAACGGGAAAGUAUCUAUCGCCUGCUCCCUCAAACGACGCCCGAGAACGUGAGUAAGAACUUCGGUCAGUACAGCGUUGAUCCAGCCACACGAUACCCAAACAUCAGCCUCCACCAAGUGAGACCAAACCAGGUGCGACAUCUCAUAGACACCGGAGAGACCAGGGAUUUGCACAUUGACAUGGAGAAUGUGGUCAACUCUUCAACCCCUAAACUCACAAGAAACGAACUUCAACUUGAGAAGCAUUUGCAAGAAUCCAUCGUGCGCUCCAGUAAGCUGCUGAACUGGUGUCAGAGGCAGACGGAGGGCUGCAGAGGUGUCAGCGUGUCUGAUCUCACCACGUCCUGGAAGAGCGGUCUGGCCCUGUGCGCGCUCAUCCACCGAUACAGGCCAGACCUCAUUGACUUUGACUCUCUGGAUGAGAAGGAUGUGGAGAAGAACAACCAGUUGGCAUUUGACGUGGCUGAAAAAGAGUUUGGGAUUUCUCCCAUCAUGACCGGGAAGGAGAUGUCUGUUGUGGUGGAGCCUGACAAGCUCUCAAUGGUGAUGUACCUCAGCCAGUUCUACGAGAUGUUCAAGGACACUGUGCCACCUGUUGAAAAUCACAACCUGAGUCCUGAGGAGAAGGCAGCGUUGUUUGCCAGCACUAAAUCACCCAUCUCAUUCCUCAGUAAACUGGGUCAAAGCAUCGCCAUCUCACGCAAACGAAACCCAAAGGACAAAAAGGAAAAGGAACUGGAUGGAUUGGGGAAAAGAAGAAAGACCAGCCAGGCAGGACAAUCAGAGGAUGAUGAGAUGCUGAGGGUUCAUCUAGACGACAGGCCCUCUUUAGCGACAGCCCUGACAGAACGUAAAAUCGAGUCUGCUGCAGCAGCUAACAACAACAACAGAGUGAAAUCGAUGGCCACACAGCUGCUAGCAAAGUUUGAAGAGAACGCUCCAGCACAGUCUACUGGACUGAAGAGACAGGGAGAUUACAUGCCCAGCCUGGGGCUCCUCAUGACCCCGUCUGCGACUCCUCCCUCUCUGAAAGAGUCUGUGCGUCUUGGCCCGGUCCCGGCAUGGAGGAAGAGGCGAACACAGUUACAGGAGCAGAUGAGUUUCCGUUAUAAGGAAAGACUGAAGUGUCAAACUCUGCCCAGCAGACGAGAGCAGGCCAGCAGUGGUUCUGAAGUCUUGAGGAGCUGCCCUAAAGAAACCUUUCUCCUCUCUUCCUCCUCAACUUCAUCUUCAUUCUCUUCAUCAUUUCUACUACACGCGCAGGAAGCUAUACAAGAAUUAGAGCCAAUACACAUCCCUAGCAUUCAAGAGAGAGCUGAGACUCUAACCGCUAAGUUUACAAGCAAACCUGCAAGGAAGAACAAGCCACAGGUGAUGAAAAAGCCGUCUCGGUUCUUUGAGCAGUGGCUUUUGACCCACAGCUUCAGUCCUGAGCGACCCCUCCUGCCCUCUGACCCCCAGCAUCAGGAGAUGGAGAUUUUGCGAUCUGAUGAUCAUGUGCCUUUACACAUCCCCAGCAUUCAGGAGAGAGCAGAGAGGUUAGCUUCUCAGUUCAAAGACAAACCAGCAAAACCAAAGUCUAAGAGAAAGCCGUCACAGUUCUUCAUAGAGCAGUGGUACAGAGCGUGUGAUGUGAGCUCUGAUCUCCCGCGGUUCUCACCCGGCUCUUUCCGGCAGCAGUACGUAGCGAUGCACACAGGGGGCGUGAGCUCACUGGCUGAGCAAAUAGCCAAUCAGCUUCAGGCUCAGGAUGACCCCAGGCCCCUUCUUGAGAAAAGGGAUUUGGGUUCCUUGCGUAAGGAGUUUCCUCAGAAUAUUGGCGGCAGUGACGUGUGUUUCUUCUGUCGGAAGCGUGUUUACGUGAUGGAACGUCUCAGCGCAGAGGGAAAGUUCUUCCAUCGCAGCUGCUUUAAAUGUGACUACUGCGGCACGACCCUCCGUCUGUCCUCAUACGCCUUCGACUUAGAGGACGGGAAGUUUUACUGUAAACCGCACUACUGCUACCGACAGUCUGGUCUGGCACAGAGAAAACGGCCUGCACCCGCUCCAGCUCCAGUAAACCCGAAGGAGCCCCAGGUGUCGGCUGUAACCCCCAACACAGUGGACGCCGCAGGCCAAGCCGUAACCUCUCAAGCCCCUGUGGAACGCCGGCCCUCAGGGUCAGAGGUGAAUGGGGUUGUGGAGCCCAGCGUGGCCAAGCGUCUCAAAGGGACUCCAGAAAGAAUCGAGCUGGAGAACUACCGUCUGUCUAUGAUGAGAGAGGAGGAGCUGGAGGAGGUGCCGGAAGAGACUCUUGCUGAACACAACCUCAGCAGUGUGCAGAACAAAGUAUCCGACGUGGGGGAGGGAUCCAGUAGCUCAGAGUCUGAUAUGGAGGAAGAGGAUGAAGAACCAGAAGCGGCCGGCCCGUCUGAUCUGGGUGGAGUGCCUUGGAAGGAGGCGGUGGAGCUUCACGCUCAACUGAAAGGAGGAAGUGACCCUGGAGCCGCAGAAGACGAUGACGCUCUCGGAGAAAUGGAGGAGGAUGAAGAGGAAUACGAGGAAGAUGAAGAUGAGGAGGAGGAAGAGGAGUCAAGUGAUGCGGGAGAAUAUUUCCCCUGGCAAACAGAGCUUCAGUCAGGUCUUUGGCUGGAGAAUCUCACAGAUGAAGAGGAUACGGGUAGAUUUAAAGCCAGAAACCUGCAGAUUCAGCAAUCCAUACAGCCAGUGGACCCGCUGGACAUUCAGAUGAACAGCCACUGGACUCCCGUACAGACUGAAGGAGUGAAGGACGGCGCCUUUGUGUCACCCUCAGGCUCUCAGCCCUCGCUCAACACCCAACUCACCCAGCCCACCUCCUCCACAGCCCCUUCCCACAAGUCCAUGCGUCAUGAGGCUGUCAGAGCCUGGUUGGAUUCAUUAUCUGGAGAUCCCUGUGAAGAGGAGGAUGACCCGGAAGCAGAGGCAGGGAGUCCUGACAUGGAGCCGGGCUCUGAAUUAGAUCAAGAGGACAUUCCUUCAGACGCUGAGGCUGAAGCUCGUUCACACUGUUUAGAUGAAGGGGUGACGCUUCCAGGGGAAAAAGGCAAACCAGAGUGCCAGGGACAAGUUUCCGUAACUGAGAAAACAGCUGCAGCUCCAAGGGAACUGAUUGUUGACGUCGUGCUAUCUCCUAUCCAAAAACCUGCUUUACCCAUUGAGGAGUUUAAAGAGUCUUCUCCUGUAAUAUUGGUGAAAUCUCCAGGGACGCGUUUCUUCCCUGAGCCCAAUUUACCCGAAGAUGUCAAACCAAGCGUUCCACCACCACAGACUCCUGAUGCAAAAAGUCCCCGUUUUCCUGUUGCUCAAAUUCUUAUGGCAUCCCCAAUCUGCUCCCAGCCUGUUCCACAACCAGAAACAGUGUCUCCCAAAUCUCCUGUCCAGCCCCAGCCAUGUGCCUGUUCUCCAGCAGGUAAUCCUUUGUCUCCAAUCUGCGCCCAGUCACAACCCUGCCAUGAGCCAACCUCACCCCUUUUCACAAGCUCCCCAGUCAGGACUCAGCCGGUCCCGGCCAUCACAUGCACUCCUUUAGCUAAACCUGCUUCUGAGAAGAGAACCGAGGAACCUUUGAAUGCUCCAAAAGAUUCAGAGGCAACUCCUGUAAAGAAGACAGACCUCAUCGAGGAGUUCUGGAUGAAGAGCGCUGAAAUCCGAAAGAGCUUAGGACUCUCUCCUCUUGACAGAAGCCAAACAACAGCAGAGAAGAGCAUUGUGAAAGCUCUAACCCUUGAAUCACCCUCACCCAAGUCUUAUACCCCAGAGGACCUCUCUGAAGAACAGAAGCCAACCUUCACAGGUCGAUCAAUCAUACGUAGGAUCAACAUUACUUUGGAAGGACAGGUCAUAUCUCCUGUUGAACCCAAGAGUAAUGGUUCGGAUAAGAAGGACUUGAGCAGCAGUUCAGGAUUGGGUCUAAAUGGAAGUGUGACCACCAGUCAGACAGCAGCUAGUGACAGCUACAACAACUCUGACUCCACCAUGCUCACCCCUCCAUCCAGCCCUCCUCCACCUCCACCCAAUGAGGAGCCAGCCUGCCUCAAGAACAAAAAGGUUUCUUGGGACAACCUCCUAGAAGCCACAGAGGAGCCCAAAUCUGAAACUACGCCUUCUAAACCGAAGACUCCAGUCAGUCCUCCUCAACCAAAACCUGUCACGGCCCCAGUGGCGGCUCCUCGAGCUAACCCACCUGUUGUGAUGAGGGUAAAAGAACCAAAUAAACCACGCAGGGAGGAAGUGAGGAAGUCUUUUGUGGAGUGCAUAGAUGAGAUACCAUUUGCUGACGAUGUGGAAGACACGUACGAUGACCGCACCCCUGAUACAAGCGCUCUGGAAAAGUUUUACACACCACCGACAAGCAAGGUCAGCCGGGAAAAACCACCUUUCCACCUGGCAUUGGCAAUGGAAAACGGUAAGCCCAACAUUCCUGGAAGUGUGUCCCGGACUACAAAGGGUUCCCAACAGUUCUCAACGGAAGCCAAGGAAAUUGCAGAAGAGCGGAUAAGGGCACGGGAAAAGUCUGUGAAGAGCCAAGCUCUGAAAGACGCCAUGGCCCAGCAGCUCACUAAGAUGAAAGAAUUGGAGGCUGCCAAGGGCGCUGUGGCAAAAGUUGCCUGGAAUGUUACUGAGGCAACAGGGAAAAACGAAAAGCAUUCAAAAGCCCCCAAGGACUCUGCUGUAAAAGCCUUGGAGUCCAAAAAGCAGACGGAGGUGCUCCCUGAUCAUUUCUUUACCUCUCCGGUCAUUAAGACCUUGGACAGUUCUGUCACUUCUUCAGAGAGCUCCACUGGGGGCAAAAGCAAGAAACGCAGCUCACUUUUUUCUCCACGUAAGAACAAAAAGGAAAAGAAAGCCAAAAAUGAAAGUAGACUCUCUGGCACUGAAAAGACACCACCCAAGCACAAGUCUCUAUGGAAGGCGGUCUUUUCCGGCUACAAGAAAGACAAAAAGAAGAAAGAUGACAAGUCGUGUCCAAGCACACCCUCAAGCUCUACAACUGCAGAUUCAGGGAAGAAAAAACAGCCUUCUCUGGACAGGUCCUCAGAUUUACGUUUGCGAAGAAAUCUCAGCUUUUCCGAGGACUCUGAUCUCUCCUGUGAUGAUGUUCUGGAAAGAUCUUCUCAGAAGUCCAAGGCUGAUUCUGUUUAUGUACCUCAUGCAUUGGCGUUCAAGAGAUCGUAUGCUACAAAGAAGACGUACACAGAGGAGGAACUCAAUGCCAAACUGACUAGGAGAGUGCAAAAAGCAGCACGAAGGCAAGCCAAACAAGAGGAGCUCAAGAGGCUCCACAGAGCCCAGAUCAUUCAGAGGCAGUUGGAGCAGGUGGAGGAGAAACAGAGACAGUUAGAAGAGCGAGGGGUCGCUGUGGAGAAAGCUCUGCGAGGAGAAGCAGGCUUGUAUAAAGGUUCUAGUGUUAGUCCAAAACAGCGUAAGAGACACUCAGACUAUUGGGGAGAGUCUAAUUACAGUGAGAUCCUGGAUUUGCAUCUGGGCGGAAUGGGUAAAAAGGACGAUCCAAAACUGAUGCAGGAAUGGUUUAAACUGGUGCAGGAGAAGAAUGCCUUGGUGCGCUACGAAUCGGAGCUGAUGAUAUUUGCUCGUGAGCUGGAGUUGGAGGACAGACAGAGUCGACUGCAGCAGGAUCUGAGAGAACGCAUGGCGGUAGAAGAUCAUCUAAAGACCGAGGAGGAGCUGGCAGAAGAGAAGCAGAUCUUGAAUGAGAUGUUGGAGGUGGUGGAGCAGAGAGAUUCUCUGGUGGCCCUUCUGGAAGAGCAGAGACUGAGAGAGAAGGAGGAGGAUAAAGAUCUGGAGGCCGUGAUGCUUUCCAGGGGUUUCAACUUGAACUGGGCUUAACAUAUCAAAGACAGAAAGAGCCCUUUUUUUUUUCCAGGUCACGGUUCGGCUCGCCGACGGUUCUCGCCAGUUUCACUGCAGGGAGUGUAAAGAUUGCAGAAAGAGUCCGCCAACAGCGUUUACAAAUCCACUCGCGAGCACAUUGAUGAUGUUUACGAGUUCUGGCACGACUCUCAGCAGCCAAGGCAUCAGUUCUCUCAAUCAGUUUGGAGAUUUUUUUUUUUUGGUGUGUUUGUUAAUUUGACUGGGUUUUCCCACAGUUUUUGGUUUUGAAAAGGGACAUAUUCCUGCUGAUGUCGAGGAAGUCUGAGACUAAUGGAUCCUACACAAACUGAAAACACUAUUCUCAACGAAUGCCUGAUCAAUCAACGGUUACACUUUCAGUGGAAAGAGGUCUUUAGACUUGAUUUACUACAACAUUUUUCCACAUUGACUACUGACUGAAAAUCAGUCGCACUCCCUUCCCGUUUAAUAUAAUACACUCGAACCAUCAAUGAUUAUUUAUUAGGUGUGCUUCACAGAUAAGCAUGUGAUGAACCCUCAGUAUUUAACACAUAUCUUCGGUUUGUAGCGUGUAAAAACCUUUUUCAAUCUGUCAGUAGCCACCUAAUAAUAUAAGAGAUAUUGCUGUAAACUGGGAGCGAAACAACAUACUUAAUGUUGCAUUCUUUAAAUAUGUUAGAAGUGCUGAGAAAAACUCACUUCACCAUUGAUACUUAGAAGACUGACUGGUUUCCCUUCAGAAAUAUAUCCAAAAAACAGGUUGCAGUCAUUUAUAAUCCAUUAAUAUCUGCUGCUUGUACUAUAGUUUACAUAAAGCAGUGGAGUAUAUAUUAGUAUGUAAACUUGCUCAAUACAGAUUGUUCAUCAGAAUAUAUGUAUAUAUGUAUACACAAUACACAUUGAUAUACAAUCAGAUGCAUUUUGUUGGUUGGUCAGUAGUUUUACGAACAAAUAAGGUACCCACAGCAUUUGUGACUAUUUCAGAUCAGAUCAAAUGUGGAGAACGUGUCCGUUUUCACAUUUUAAUUAUUCUCCACCAAAGUUUGGUGUUGUAAACUUUCCACUGUCUUCGGUUUUAAAGCAACAUGCCUUUUUAACUUUUCAUGCAUCCACAGAGUUUUCUUAAGUUUGUAGAGUGAGUUUUUAUUUAUAAUUGUCUUUGUAAAAUAAUUUUAUAUCACAUAUUUUAACAACGCCAACUGACAUCAUUGCUGAUUAACAGCACCGUGGGUGCUCUAAAGUCUUGCUCGUUUCGGAACAGAUGAACAUGUUUGCCUUUUCUCCUAAGUGUACAUUUAAUUUUAGUCACCAUUAAAGAUGGGCACAAGUUUAUUUUUGCUUUGUAAGUACAGAUAACUGUGAAUGAAAACGUACACAUUGUCAACACUAGUUAUUUAGACUGUAAAAUGUUUGACAGAUUUUAUGGUAUUUAUUAACAUGUGUGAAAACUGUAGUAUAUGUAAAAAAAAAAAUAAAAAAAAAUGAAUCCUAAUUUUUUUAAAUAUGUUGUUGGCUCUUGAAAAUGCUUCAUCUUGCUAAUUUGCAUAUAGGGUGUUGGAUGUAUGCAGAGGCAAUAAACAAUGUAGUUGUUACAAA